AUGUUUCCUAUUGGAGAACUAGCUUUUACAAUAAUGGAGUAUAUAGGAAUUUGGCGACCGAUAUCUUUUACAUCAAAAUUGUCCAUUCUCAUUUAUAAUGUUUAUAGCAUUUUUAUAAUAAUUAUAAUGUACUUACACACAAUACCAUUGUCAAAGGGAGUUGUAAUCUUUAGAACUUGGAUACCGUACAAAGUUAAUUCUGAAUUUCGGUUUUGGAUUACCGGAUUAUUUCAAACAAUAUUUCUUAGUGUAUCAGUUGCAAUAUAUUCGGCAGUUGAAAUUGUUGCUCCAAUUAUGAUGCAACAAAUAUGCGCACAAUUGGAGAUAUGCAAAUAUCGUCUAGUUAAUCUUCCUCGUUUAGUAAAAUUGAAUGACACUGACAAAAUUGACACUUAUCGACAGGAAUCUAAACUUAUGGAAAAGUGUGUCUUGCAUCAUGUUUAUAUUUACAGACUGAAGAAAAAGUUGAAUGAUCUAUUUAGUUUAAUGGUUUUUAUGCAAUUUUUUUGCUCUACUAUAAGUUUAUGUACCGUCGUUUAUCAAUUAUCAAAACUGAGUAUAAUGAGCUUUAAAUUCUGGACAAUGCUUAUACUAUUAAACAUUUUCUUAAUGCAGAUUUUUCUGUAUUGUUUUUUUGGAGAGUUGAUGAUACAAAAGGUCUUGAAAGCCUCAUUCUCCAUGUUUAAUUUAAUACAAUCAACAACAUAG
Molecule: messenger RNA, 708 nt
Organism: Leptopilina boulardi
Lineage: Eukaryota; Metazoa; Arthropoda; Insecta; Hymenoptera; Figitidae
Product: odorant receptor 67c-like
Exons: 4
Coding region: 1-708 (235 amino acids)
Biological process (GO): sensory perception of smell; detection of chemical stimulus involved in sensory perception of smell
Cellular component (GO): plasma membrane
Molecular function (GO): odorant binding; olfactory receptor activity
Source: RefSeq, a predicted model, not a curated record